AUGCAAGAAUUCCAUGAAACGGCCAAAACAAGAGUUGAAGAGCUGCAAGAAAAAAAUAAGAAUAAAACUAUCCCAACAUUCUCUUGGGAAAAAAUCCGUGGCUCAGGAGCGACUGCAGCUGAAAACCAGAAAGUCGACGAUCAAGUUCUGACGUUCAUUCAACUAUGUCACCAUUGGUUCCCUAAAAUCACCAAAAUUGAAAAAGUACCAAUCUUGUUUUGGAAAAGAAAUGGCGAAGCAGCAAAGUCCAGAGUAUUCGGAGAUUACAUCGAUAAAAUGUUUUAUGGCACUUCUAAUAAUGCUUUAAAGAACAUCAUCAAAGAGGGAUUCAGAAUGCCAGAUCCAAGUCCUCCACCUUCCAAACGUGGUAUGUAUGGACAAGGAAGCUACUUUGCUACGGAUUCCUCCAAGAGCGCACAAAAGUUUUACACGCAAGGCUCUCAGAAGCUUCUUCUGUGUCAAGUUAUUCUUGGAAGAUCGAAGGAAGUCCAUGAGCCUGACUACAGUUUGAAUAAGAAAAAGGUCCGAUCCAAUAAAUUCGACUCUGUGUAUGCUCCGCUAGGAUCAGCUAUGAAGAAUGAUGAAUCUGUAAUCUUUGAUCCAGACCAAGCGCUGCCACAGUAUAUCAUUCAUUUCUCUGAUACCGUUACGCCACCAUCUCCAUCAACUCUUAAUAUUGAGCACACAUUUACAGUAAAGAACAUGGUACCGUUACGGACCGUAGACAUCCGAGAUCCAUUCCAAAUGUACUACAGUUUGGCCAACUCUCACUUCAGAAGAAUGGCCAUCUCGAGAAAACCACCUCUUUCUUACCAUUUUAUCCAUUGAUAUCGUCAUCAACAAGGAUCAGACAGAUCAGGAUGAAGACAAGUUUGACGCAACGAAGAAGAAGUUUAAGAGCCAAGGCAUUCCUGACAUUCUUGCUUAUCAUGGAAAAAUAUAG
This is a messenger RNA of Paramuricea clavata, 943 nucleotides long. NCBI's taxonomy places the organism in Eukaryota, Metazoa, Cnidaria, Anthozoa, Malacalcyonacea, Plexauridae. The record is from the annotation of a GenBank genome assembly.